Messenger RNA from Plodia interpunctella (Indianmeal moth), 10039 nucleotides. RefSeq lists its product as uncharacterized. The record is from RefSeq and is a predicted model, not a curated record. Lineage: Eukaryota; Metazoa; Arthropoda; Insecta; Lepidoptera; Pyralidae. Gene Ontology annotation, biological process: regulation of DNA-templated transcription. Bases 246 to 7052 code for a protein of 2268 amino acids. Gene Ontology annotation, cellular component: Set3 complex; Rpd3L-Expanded complex. The transcript has 12 exons.
GUUGUUUUGUAUCAAGAAAGAAAAUGCAAUGGCCGCCAUCUUCAACUCUAGUGAAUGUUUUGGUCGUAGUUUCGGACUUUGAGGCCUAUUUCGAUUGUGCUAUGCAAUUAUUUGAUGGAAAUAGUUUCGCUAAGUAGUAGGUGAUAUUAAUCCUUUUGCACACAGUCACAUGAAAUAAACUUGGAGGCCGAGGUGCUCUCCAAAGCGUCAUCUCGGGUUUGACCCAAGAUGAUAGUAUUUACGGUAUGUCAUCUACAUCAGAAUAUGAAUCUGCGGCCCGGCAAGAUUACGGGCCGACCACCUCCAGUGAAAAUGUGUUUGAUCAUGUAUUGGAACACAAAUUAACAGAUAAUAUGAAUGUACCAAGUGUACGCACUCCUGUCUUGAGGGCUGUGCCCUUAUCUCCUACAGAGGGCGAUCCCGAGCCAGACUCUACUAACCUUGAAAGUAUCAUUCACUCCGUUCAUAAUAAAGUAGACAAGGAAGUUGAGUUUCAUAUUGCAGAAAAGAGAUGUGACACAGAUAUGUCUGUUGAUUCUCUCCCAGGAAUAAUCAGGAUAGAGGAGCCUACCAUAGACAAUGCAGGCCAUAUUGCUUAUCCUAUAAUACAAGAAACAGAUGAUUCAAAUGAUGGUAAUUAUAUAGAGAACUCUGCAACUCUGAUACAAGCUCCAUUGAAUACGGCAAUAGUUCAAAAUGUUACGAAGUUGCCCCAAAACUUCACUAUCAAUGUUGAUGCAGCUGUGGGUAAUAUAACAGCUAUUCAAAAUGUAUCACAAGAUGUAUCUGGCAACCAAACAUUGUGGUUGCCAGCCGUCCUUGCAAGUAGUGCAACCACAGAUAAUAAAAGUGAAGAUGAACAGGCUCAAGGAGUUUCACAAAUAAUAAUCACUAGUGAAAGCUAUGUAAAUGACACCAAUCAGUCCAAAAGAGCUAACAUUGUCACAGAAACCAGUUAUAGACCUAAGACUUCUAAAGUUCAGAUACUAAGCAACAUAUCCAUACCGAAAAAUCCUACUUAUUCACAACAAUACAUCACACAGGGUAAAGAGAUAGCACCUGUGUAUGGCACGCAGAACCAUUUCUACAAAUGGAACACUAAUGUGGUUUCACAGAAACAUGUAAAUAAUUCUGUGCUUUGUACUAAACCCUCAAAAAGUCAAUCUUUGAUUGGUUGCUCUCUUUCGCCUAAUGUUAUAAGCAACAGCCCCAUUAAAAAUGUAUCUUACAGUCACACAUUCACAAAGAGCACAAACUUAAAUAAAACUUUGAAUAAAGUAAACAAUGGUGCUAACUUAAAUGCUAUGGUUGCUGCAUCAUCAGGUAACACCCAGUGCCAUAUUCUAUCCCGGGUCGUCUCUGGACCCAACAAAAUGUCAGUACACUCUGGAAGGAAAUCUGUUAACACAUUUAAAGGAUCCAAGAAUUCUAGCCAAGUCUCUGGACAGAAGAACCAGUCUAGGGCUAUAAAGAUAAUUCAGCAAACAGGGUCAACUAACAAAGUAGAUACUAAAGCUGGUGCUACUUACAAAAGCCAGCCACAGCAAACUACUUACAGCACCCUGGAUACCAAUACUUCUAAAGUUAUACAAAAGGUAGGAAGUCCACCACAUAAACCAAGUAUUCAACAUCAAAUGAAGUUUCCUCAGAAAGGCGAGCGCUUAGUGUUACAGUCUCCAUGUGGCCCAGUGUUAAUCUCAACGGCUCCAAUAAGUACUAGUCUGCCAAAAGGUCCUCAUUAUGUUCAAUCGGGGUCUACUCCUAACUUGCGCUAUGUGCAGACCUAUGGAACGGCGGACAAUCAGCUCUCUACUGUUUCACAAGUGUCUGCUAACCAGCAGUUGACUGCACAAAUACUGCAGUCUUUAUCACAACCAAAACUAAUGCUGCAUCCUAGUCCAGCACCCAUUGUAGCCACUGUGGCACCUCCAAUAAAUAUAGAAGAGAUCAUUGCAGUCAAACCAAACAACCAGAAAAGAAUUGUUUUUGGCGACAAGUCGACACUACAAACAGCAGAUGAUAUAAUUGGUAUGGAAGAGAGACCUAAUCUCACAGAAGAAUUCCGUCGGUAUUCUUUCCAGGCGCUCGCUUUCGUGAUGCUAGAUCAUACAUACUCAUUACCCGCGCAGAAACAGCCUUCACCUUCUCCUCCUGCUAUAACUACAAUUGUGUCAACUUUAUCACCGACGUCUAUUGCUUCACCUACUCCUACAACACCAGUCAGCCCCAUGAAGAGAACUUCUCCUGUCAUUAUGUCAACAGCGUCGUAUGAACUGCCAAUAACGGUGCCAACCAGUGUUAUCGGCACUCCCAUUCCUGUCUCUACCAUUCAGAUGGGAGCUUUGACUUACAAUCCGCACCCACUGCCGCCUCCUCCGCCGGAAGAUGACGCAGCUUCUGUUAUCUCGUCCUUGGACGGGGAUAGAACACAAACAAAUAGAGGCGGCAGCGACACAGAAACUGCACCCGAAGGCGAAGAAGAAGGCAAAACUCGGUGCAUUUGUGAUUUUACUCAUGAUGAUGGUUACAUGAUAUGCUGUGAUCGUUGUGGGGAAUGGCAGCAUGUCGACUGCAUGGGUAUUGACAGGAAUAAUAUACCUGACACUUACAUGUGUGAACUCUGCUUGCCGCGGCCUAUUGACAGACGUCACGCCCGAUCUAUUCAGUUACGGAAGAGAGAGGAACUUCAUGCCUUGGGGGCGUCAGAUUCAGACUCUUCAGAAACUGCCCACCCUCCAGGACAAAGAAGGAAGCGUUUGUUGACUGUUACAACUUAUACUAAUACAAGUGGUUCGUUUGUAACGACAUAUAAUUCCAGUUCCGUACCCGUUAUCCCGCCUCUGCCGCCCCAGCCACCGCCCCAACCCUUGCCGCCCAAGCGAGGUCCUAAACGACCCAAGAAAACCGAAGUCGUAAGAAAAGGAGCUAAGAGAAAGUUGACAGAAAAAAGAGUCAAACGAAAGAAGGAAAUGAUGUUGAACAGAAGCAAAUACAAUUCCAAUGUAUCAAAUCAGUCACAUUGGCAAGAGUCUUAUGAACUGGCUAUGACAAACCAUUACAGCCCAGAACUGCGAGCUAAGAUUAUGAAAUAUAGCAACAAAUUGGGCAGCUCGCCGAUCAUGGCAUCAGCCAUAACAGCGCAUUUAUGUACGACCGUACCACAUGCCGGUGGUACAAUUCUAAUUGCUAUAAAAGAGCUGAAGGAGAAUACCCCUAUCAUAGAACUUAGAGGCAAAUAUAUGCUUUCCAAUCAGCAUAGACCUCAAUUGCAGACUUCUGCGCGGGCUGGAAGCCAAAAGCCAGGCCCCUUCGUAUUCUUCUAUAGACUGCCGAAAGAUAACACGCAGAUCUGUAUCGACACACGGACUUAUGGCAAUGAAGCACGGUUCGUUCGGAGAUCGUGCAAACCCAACGCUGAACUCCAACACUGCAUUGUCAAAGGCACUCUGCACGUUUAUCUAGUUACGAUUGGAGUAAUUCAGUCUGACACAGAAAUUACUGUUGGCCAUGACUCUGAUGGCAGCAAACAGCCUUGUGCUUGUGGAAAUCCAAAACAUUGUAAAGUUAAUGGUUUAAAUUAUGAUACGAAAGUUUCAAGAAAGAGUGUGGAUUAUCCCCCAAGAGAGAAGAGAAGCAGGAACAGAUGUUUCAGCAGUUCCUCUCCAAUGUCACCACCUCCAGAGCCACCACUUACUCCCGUCAAAGAAUAUCCACAGAAUUUGCCAAUUAAAACUGAGAAGAAAUCUCCUAUAAAACAGGAUUUCUCUCCAAUGUCACCUGUUAAAGAACCUAUACCGUACAGUUACGACAGAAUUCACUUGCCAGAAGUAAAAUCAGAAAUUGAUCUGCUCUCUAAAGAGGAAUUAAAACCAGAGAUAGAUGAACCAGAUUUCUUUAAAACAGAAACUUGUGUAGAAGAAAGGAAACCUGAAAUUAGUGAAGAUAUGGAGACGAAACCUGUAAAAGAGGAUAUAGUGACGCCAGAGCCGGUAGUAGAAGAACCAAAAGUUAAUGACCAUGAGCCUGUUUUGAAAACUGACGAAGUUCUAUCUGAUGAAGAGAAAUCAGAAAUAGUGGAAAAGGAUGAGGAAAAAGUAGUUAAAGAAGAGCCUAAAGAAGAAGUUAAGGUGGAAACUAAGGUAGAAGAUGAAAGGCCGGUCACGCGCGAAUUUACUGCAAAGUCCGCGUGUCACGAUAGAUCAUCGCGGUCUAGUAGGACCACAUGCGUUAACCAAGACUCUUUAGACGACAAAACUGAUGAUUCGCAAGACAAAAUUCAGACUGCUGCUAACAAAGAAAAAGAGAAGAGAAAGAUGACCCGGGAAGAGCGCAAAAUGGAGGCUAUAAUGAAAGCGUUCGAAAGGAUGGAGAAAGCUGAGCAGCGGAAACAAGAGGUUAAAGAACGGCAAAAAAGGAGGGAGUCUGAUCCACAUCCUAACGCUCCCGAUAAAGAAGACGAGGAGGAAAUACAGAACUCUACUAAGAAGAGAAGAAAACGCAAGGGCCGCGCGCGGACGACUUCUCAGUCGACGUUGAGCGGCCGCCGGCGGCUGAACUCUGCUGAUAGUGACAUGCACACCUCCGGGGACGAGGCCCCGCGCACACCGCCCCGCACGAGGCCGCCUCGUCGGCACAGCGCCUUACAACCCAUCACGUCCACUGUGGCGACCACUCCCAUUGUAACAACCCCGGUUGAUCAGAUACCACGGCCCCCGCAAGAGGAUCUUGGCUUGAGUUCAGCAUGUCUAUUAGUUGAAGCAGCCGUUGGUUCAGUGGAAUCUACAUUUAAACUCCCUAAAACCAAGAAGACUAUGGCCACAGAAUGGAUAGGCCGCUCUCCCGAAAGGACGCCAUCUCCUUACCGAUCCCCAUACAGACCUUCUUUAGUCUCGGCUCCUUCAUUAGAGAGCUUAGUCCAAGUAGCCUCGACAAUGAUCGGUGAUCUUAGUGGGGGACAAGAUAUAGAUGAAGAAAAUGCUCGUUUGUCACCUCCUAGGACCCCGGGGAGAGACAGAAACAAACCGCCUAAGAAAGCUAAGAGAAUCACAAGGAGUACACCACCCACUGAAGUAGUAGAGGUCGUUCCUACAGUAGUGCCUCAACAUAGUGCCAAGAAGAGAUGGCUUCGACAGGCCAUUAGUGAAGAAAGUGAUUCACCGUCUGCUGAUGUGUUUGUUUCAGAAUCGCCACCAAACGAAAUGAUAACACCUUUGAAAAAGCGAAGGUUAGCGAGAGAGUCGUUAUCGUGUGAACAGAACACUAUUGUGCCUUGCAUCGACGAAUCAUCGCCGGUGCUUACAUCGGAGGAGUCCCCAGUUAAAGACGAUUCACAUGCGUCUGCUAGACAGUUUAAAGUUAGAAAUAUAAUGGACAGUAUAUACGGCAGGGACCGGACCAGGUCUGACAGCGGACAAGGCUCUGAUGACCAGUGCAAUAUGGACAAUGAUCUUAACGUUAACAUAGUGCCACAUGACAGUGAAAACAUUAGGAGGAUAAUCGGCGUGCCACCUAAUGCAGACUACAAGAUAUCGCCGCCUGUAAUCACUAAACCGGAAGAUAUCAAAACAAAUAACAAUAACGUCGAAAUUGAGGAUACAAACUACAAUAAAGUGGUCCCAAUGGAAAUUGACACUACGAUCUCAUCACAACCCAAACUUGAAUCUAACGAAAACAGCAAUAGUGAAAUCAAAGGUAUAGAAAGCCCAAAUGACAAGCUGAAUAGUUGUCAGUCUGCAGACACGAGCGGAAACUCCUCGCCGCAACGUGACGAAAUGGACGAUAUACAGAAAAAGAUCCACUCAUUCCACACAGAAAAUAUCCUGAUACUCAAAAGCAGAAAUAAAAAGCCAAAAGAAAAACGGAAGAAGGUAAAUUUAAACUUCGAUCUCAACAUGGUGGAUGACCAAAUCAGUAUUCAAUUGAGGACAGAGGAAGAAAACAAUAGCUCGAAGUCGCCAGAAAUCAAUGGAGAUAUUCACGACGACAUGAGCAACUCUGUGCACGACGAGAAGAUUCACGUGUCGCCAGAGAAUAUACCUUUGCCUCCAGUGGAGUCUAUACCUUUACCGGCGCCGGAGAAUAUUCCUUUGCCAGAGGAACCAAAUCCUAUAUCUAUGAUUCCGCCUCCAGAAGCGAUCCCGCUUCCCGAGGCGAUCCCUCUUCCUGAGGAGCCAAUGAAGCCUGCGAAGCCAGUGCGGGCGGAGUCUCCGGCCGAGGAGAAGAGCUACGAGGUCGCCGACCGACCGUCAGUGCUCGACAAAUCGUUACCGUUCUCGUCGCGUUUCAGUUCGACCGGUCUAUUUUCGGGUAUCUUCAGCAAUAUGACACAGACAUUUAACUUCGAAGAUCAGAACGUGCCGAACAUGUCGAUAAUAAAGAGUGCGAUAGACAAGACGACGAAUUUAGACAGUAGUAUAUUCGAUAAUAAGGACAGUACGCGGGACGAGUUUAAGAACGUGCACGAGAUAUUGAACCGUGUGAACAGUAUGGACUCUAACAACAGUGUGAUAUUGUCUGGCGUGUUGCGGAGCAGCCGGUCGUCGCCGGCGCCGCCGCCCGCCGGCAGCAAGGCCAGCGCCGCGCCACGCGACCCCCGCCUGCAGCCGCCGCCGCAGGACAAACCCAAGCCGGUGCGCAGGAAGCUCUCUAUCAGCGAAUACCGCAAGCGUCUCAAAGGCGGCAGUGGCCACGACGACAGCACUCGGGACUCGCUCGACGGGGCGGAGGCCGAUCAAGGCGCGGCGGAGGCCGAGGUCGGGUCCGAGUGGUCGUCGGAGUCCUCGGGCGCCGCCUCGCUGUCCCCGCAUCGGCUGGACGCAGCCGCGGCCCAGGCUGCCGAUGAGUUGGAACAGAGACUGCACAGGGAACUCACUGCCGAACAUGACCUCAGAGGUGUAUUCGACGCGCAGCCGACCGCAUCUGAGCGUCAAAGGGAAAACCUGAGCUCUCGUCUCCGAAGGGAGUUCGGGCUGGCGCUGCCCGACGACGAGGAGGCGCGUCCGCCCACCGACCAGCCCGAUGUGGCGAUCGCGGGCAAGCGCACGGACAGGUAGGGCGCCAGACAAAUCGUAUUUUUGUAAAAACAAUCUCAAGCCGUCGCCGAGGCCCGGCCAUGUAUUAUAGAAUAACGUAAUUAUUAAUGUAACUUUUUUAUGGACUCGUGUUAGAGACAUUUGUAUAUUUCCGUUUUAUCUUCUGUUUUAUUUUCACGGUUUUCUGCAAGUACAAAUUGUUUUUAUUUCCCCUUGUACAUAUUGUAUAUAGGAGAUUAAGAUAGCGGUAGGCUACCUACUCGGUAUGUAUGUAUAAAGGUAAUAAAAAAGAUUUUUUAUAUAUGUACAAUGUUUAUGUAUCUUAUUGAUAUAUUUAUUUAUUAUGGAUCUAUCGAUAGAGCGCCUAACAAGCGCUGAAUAGGAUUUUUGUACGCAUAAUGUUUAAGUAAAUUAUAGUUGUUUUUAUUAUUUGUUUUACUUUUUUAGCGUAUAUAGAGUCUGGGGCGUCGUCCCCGGAGCGUAGGUCUGUUAGUGUUAGUCGUUUCUCAUGUGUAGACAUGUUUCGGUACAGAAGCGCGUUAGCCAUGUUAGAGGUUAAAUCUGUGUUAUAAUUUAAGAGAAGGCAUGUCCCGUGUCCGCCUUUAGAUCGAGGGACGAGCUGUCGUAAGGACUCUUGUUGUCCGUCUCCAUCACAAAACCUUGGCAGCUGCGUCGAGGGCCGAUUGCGUCUUCAUUGUAAAUUAUUGCGCCGCUUUCGGCCCACUGCCUGUAAAUGUCUGGACUGUGUCAUAUUUGUCGAGUGUGUGGUCGUAAUGAGCUAGUUUAAUUCGUCAAUCCGCGCCCCUUCACCGCCAGAUUUGUUUCUAAUAUGCUUUGCAUUAUUAGUCAUGUGAAUUCAUUUAAAAAAAUAUAAACUGUAUUAUACUUAGUCUUUAAACACCACAAUGAAAUUCAAUACCUUUGAUUAAUAAAUUAAUUAUAUCAAUUUUAAUAUGAGGCAUACUUAGAAACAUUCCUGUAUUGGUGACAACGAAUCGAUGUUGUAGACCCCAGCUAGGGGUACGUAGUCGCGCCCGAAGCCCAGUGGCAAAUACAGACACUUGCAAAAUAUUCUGUUUGUUAUUAUAUAAGUAGGAAAACCCCGCGAUUGGCGUGGAAAACGAACAGCAUACGGGGCCUUAUUAAUGUUUAAUCGUCCAGAUGAAAUGUCAAAAUGGUCUUUAUUUUUUACACCUCGAGAUACUUUUUUCCUUUUAGCUGUACGUUUUCUGCGCCGUCAAGGAAGUUGGAAUCGGAGGGUAGUUGAAUCCUUUCCCCAUUAGUCUUCAAAUGGUAGCUUUGUGAAAUUGUAACCUUGGAAAUGAAGAAAAUCAGAGAUUUUAGCAACAGUUAAAAAAAAAAAUUUGAAAAUUGUGCAUUUAAAUGAAAAUCCUUAUUUUAAAGCAAAAUAGUUGAAACUUUUGUAUUUAUUAAUAACCAAAAUUAAAGCUGGUAAACACAAUUUGAAAACACAAAAUCAUAUAUUUUUAUCUUUUGUUACAUUUUCAUUUUUAAGGUUGCAUGUAUAAGAGGCGCAGAAAUUAGCAGUGUAUUAGAUUUACACAAAAUGUUUGUAGUGAAACUACAUACAUUGUUUUUUGAUACCAGUGUGUAGCUUAAUAGUUGCUCAACGUUCCGUAUUUCGGAACUCUUACUGACAUGCUUUUCGCGGUUUGGGGAAGUAAUAGUAUUAGCGAAUUCUAAAUGUAUUGAAUGUAUUUUUUGAUUUUAAAUCAAGUUAUGAAUUGUAUUAGCAGGCACUAUUAAAACUUAAAUUGUUAGGAUUAGAUAGGCAGCGCCUUUUUUUUUACGUUAAUUUGCACACGUGAAGUGUGUCCUUCUGAUUGUAUGACAUGUUUUUGUAUCCUCAUAAAUCAAAACAAGCCGUCGACUGUAUUAUGAAAUCAAUUUUUACUGUUAAAUUAUUUUGUUAACGUCAAAAUUUGAAAAUUAUCUCUGUGCCGUCUGAUUUUUCUAUCCGUGUUUCUGAUUAACGACGUUAUCUGUUAAUCGAAUAUUAAAUUGUAACUAAAAUUCGAUCACUGUAGUGGAUACAAUUAGUGUUCUCAUACUUUUGCUUCCUAUUUCUUGUGAAAAGAUUAAAAUAGACAAAGCAUAAUUUAAUUUAUACUGAAAGAUUAAUUAUAGUCAACACGUUGCAAUAAUCGCCUAAAGGCAAGACUAGGUCAUAGAAAUCUAUAAACACAAGAUAUUUUAAUAGCAUUUUAUUUUAACUCUGGAUUUUAUUAUUUUUUAUACGUAUUGUAAAGGUAUUGCCGUUUUAUGGUUUUUGUUUGAAUAUAUUGAUUAUUGGUGACUACCCCAGCCAGUGUGGAGUGAUAACGUCAGUAGUGUUCUAUAAUGAAAUGUAAAUAUUUCGAUCUGGUUGUCAACUAGAAUUGUGAAUCGCUUAUUGUCUUCGUGUUAAAGUGCAUUUUGCUGUGAACAUUCUCGUUAUAUAUGGUACACUCAUCUUUAAUAACGAAUUACACAAAGGAAAGUACAUUUCAUCAUUUUUCUAUUGUAGUUAAUGUAUAUGUACCAACAUAGUUCACAGCGCAAUGUUCUCUAAUCAAUAAAUGUUCUGUAGAAAUUAGAAAAAUCUUUGUGAUAAAAUCUUGAUAAUAUCAUCCAGUAGAGAACGAUAUUUGUGUAUAUAUUAUAAUAAUUAAUGCAUAAGUAAAAGCUAUAUUUUGUUAUGGUGAACUAUAACGCACUCUGUAUCUCUUGUUUGCCAUAUAUGAACUUAGUUCCCCCUCUGUUCCUUGUGAUUGCACCCACCUCUGUCCCUUCUUCUUAUUCAUAAUUACGUGUUAGGCAUUCGACGUAACAAUGGAAUAUUUUGCAAUAUUAAUAUAAUUUUAUUGCUAAGUGGUUCAUAAAUUACUAGAACUGUAUAUUAUUCAGAUGUUAAAUAUUAUUAUUUCUUCUUAAUGUUUGAACUAAGCAUGUAAAAUUUAAAAUAAUAAUAUAGAAUAAAAGAUGUUAUGAUAAUUAAUUACAUAAAA